CAAUUCCCAUAAGACAACGGGCUUAGUGCUUGUGCGUUCCAAGGGUUGGUCCGGUCUCAUCUCGAUAGUUAGUUCCACGGUUUAAAAAAUGUGAUCGCCUGAAUGUGAAGAGGAAAGGAGUUGAAAGCAGACAUCCCUACAAAGCUGCUGUUAAUGCAAUCAGGAUCAAAUAGCUCUGGGAAUGAGUUCAGGUGCAGCAGGUAUCCAGACACCAGGAAAAAGGACAGUAAAACAUGGGCCCUACCCUGCAUCGGAGAAAAAAAGAAGUGUCUGUCACUCUCUUUCCUCAAGAUCAAUUGGCUUGUUUAAGAAUGACGCUGGGGCAUUGUACCGAGAAAACCUGACAGUCCUGCGUAGUCUUGUGUGCCAGGAUACCACUACAUUCAGAAAUGUUUGGACGAAGCGGUCUAAAUCCCCUAUCGAGUAUGAAAAAGGAAGAAUUUACUUAGAAAAUUACAGGUGCUGUUAUAGUAGCAUUGCUCUGAAGCCAGAACUUCUCUAUGAACUUCCAAAGUGUUCCAAGUUAGAGAAGAUUGAAGAUGCCUUAUUGUGUGAAUGCCCGCUGGGAGAAACGCUACCAAAGUCAUCGGACCACAAGCCCUGCUUACUGGCACUUACAGCAAAUAACUGGCUUUAUCGCUUGUCUGGCCAAACAGGAGCACUGUUAGAAAGUGUGUAUUUGUCUUCUCAGUACAAAUUCAGGUACUUAGAAUGGGAUGUGCCUCAGGAAACUAUGGUGAUAAAGUCAGUUCAGAAGAAACUGGUACCAAUGACUAGACAUGCGCUGCUGUGUUUGGCUGUAUUCAGAGUCCUGCCUCUCACUCUAUUGGGGAUGCUGGAGAUCAACAAAAGAGUUUUUGGGAAAAGUGUUGUGGAUGCCAUGAUAUCUCACGGGUUACUUAUUGUGACUCACAGCAUGGGGCUGGUCAGGCUCUACAGCUUGGAACACAUUACUGAGCAGUUCAUGCUAAAGAAAUUGGUACUUGGGGAGAAGUCUGAAUGGAACGGAACCACUGGUUUGGUUGGUGAGGCUCCAUUUGGCAUACCCUUAAACAUACAAAUAAAAGAUUGCCCUCCUUUACUGUUUGAAGUAUCGUGUCUGGAAAAUGCCUUUCAGAUUGGUGGUUUCCCCUAUCAUUACAUCAUCACUCCUAAACAGAAAAGACAGAAAGGCUCUUAUCAUAUUUGUUCACUGAAGGACAACAAAUUGGCAAAAAAUGGAGUCCAAUUUAUGGAGUGCUGUUCACUGGAAUCUGACUGGAUAUAUUUUCAUCCCGAUGAUUCUGGGCGGAUUGUGCAUGUUGGACCAAAUCAAAUCAAUGUUUUGAAGGUUGAAGAAGCACAGGGGAGCCAGUGUCAGGUUGUACAAGACUUUGCCAUUGCAGCUAAGCGAGAAAAUAAAGUGAAUGCUGUCACAGUCACAGCUUCGGGUCGAGUGGUGAAAACGAGAUUUAAACAACUUGAUGAUGACCCAGACCAAGAGACCUUUAGGAAUGUGGAGUAUGAAGGUGAGCUGGACCUGUUAGCAGUGAUCCAGACAGAAACUGAAGGAAAGGCCCUCAUUGGUCUCUAUGACAACCAGACUGGUGCAGUAAUAAAGGACAUUGCUCUGGCAGAGUCCUGGGAUGUGACCUACAGCCAAGUCUUGUUCUUUGAAAGAGACACGAUUGUGCACAUUGAACAGGAGCCAAACAGCAACUUCAACUGUUACGUUUACAAAAUGACCCGAGACACCACCGAUGAAAAAGAACAGCAGUAACCUUGACAUACGUGAACAGUGAAAUGUGUGUGGUGCCGAGUCUAUUUUAUUAUUGCUUUAAAAGACACCUUUCUCUAAAUACUCUUUCCUACCAGAAUUAUUUUGUUAGUAAAUAUUAUGCAUAAUAAUACAAUGCCUGUAUAAUGUGUAAGACAAUGCCUGUAUAAUGUGUUAUUAUAACUAAGUUUGAUUUAAACAU
Acipenser ruthenus (sterlet) is the source of this 1958-nucleotide messenger RNA. RefSeq names its product ddb1 and cul4 associated factor 17 (gene dcaf17). Gene Ontology annotation, cellular component: Cul4-RING E3 ubiquitin ligase complex. Bases 182 to 1759 code for a protein of 525 amino acids. The record is from RefSeq and is a predicted model, not a curated record. Lineage: Eukaryota; Metazoa; Chordata; Actinopteri; Acipenseriformes; Acipenseridae. The transcript has 15 exons. Gene Ontology annotation, biological process: protein ubiquitination.